GAUAAAUGAGCGUUAAAUCGUUUUGUCCUGUUACAAAUUGCUACACUCUUCAGCGAAAUGGAUCGUUGGUACGGAAAAGUAGCUGUGGUAACUGGAGCGAGUUCUGGAAUUGGAGCAGCAAUUGCCGCAAAACUGGUAGAAUAUGGAAUGCAGGUCGUUGGGUUGGCAAGAAGAGUUGAAAGAGUCGAAGAAGCAGCAAAAACUUUGACAAAUCUUCCUGGAAAACUGUAUGCCUUCAAAGUAGACAUAACUCAAGAUUCGGAUAUAAUCGCAGCCUUCGAAUGGACAGAAAACAAUUUAGGUCCGAUCCACGUGCUGAUAAAUAAUGCUGGAUGCACCAGGAGGACGAACCUGAUCGAAGGAGAUGCCCAAAUGUGGAGAGAUAUUAUCGGCACCAAUUUGAUUGGAGUGUGCGUGGCUACGAAGGAAGCGGUGAAAUCAAUGAGGACCAACAACAUAGACGGUCAUAUUGUCCAUGUGAACAGUGUCGGAGGUCAUCGAAUUCUGUACUUUGGUAACAUGUAUUCACCUAGCAAGCACGCCCUAACCUGCGUCACGGAAAUCAUGAGGAAGGAACUGCUGGAGAUUGGCAAAAUCAAAGUUUCAAGCAUCAGUCCGGGUAUAGUCGACACCGAAAUGCUCGAGAAGACUUACACCAAAGAACAGAUAGAGCUUCUUCCGAGAUUGGAUCCGCAAGAUAUCGUUGAUGGUAUCGUUUACAUCCUCGGGACAAGACCCAAUGUGCAGGUGCACGAGCUUAUAAUCAAACCAAUUGGAGAACAGGUUUAAAUCUGAAACAGCAUAUUGAUAAUUUGAUAAAUCAAUAUUUUGUAAACACUUGACUUUCUCAAAUCUUUAUACAUUUUUCUAUCAUAUUAGAUCAAUAUAAAACACUUCAAGUAUGUGUACAAA
Messenger RNA from Nicrophorus vespilloides, 912 nucleotides. RefSeq names its product farnesol dehydrogenase-like. Bases 58 to 789 code for a protein of 243 amino acids. The record is from RefSeq and is a predicted model, not a curated record. NCBI's taxonomy places the organism in Eukaryota, Metazoa, Arthropoda, Insecta, Coleoptera, Silphidae. The transcript has 4 exons.